Galeopterus variegatus (Sunda flying lemur) is the source of this 6367-nucleotide messenger RNA. It is a transcript of the gene CCND2, whose product is annotated as cyclin D2. NCBI's taxonomy places the organism in Eukaryota, Metazoa, Chordata, Mammalia, Dermoptera, Cynocephalidae. The coding region runs from base 258 to 1130 and encodes 290 amino acids. Gene Ontology annotation, molecular function: cyclin-dependent protein serine/threonine kinase regulator activity. Gene Ontology annotation, cellular component: nucleus; cyclin-dependent protein kinase holoenzyme complex; cytoplasm. The transcript has 5 exons. The record is from RefSeq and is a predicted model, not a curated record. Gene Ontology annotation, biological process: positive regulation of G1/S transition of mitotic cell cycle; mitotic cell cycle phase transition; regulation of cyclin-dependent protein serine/threonine kinase activity.
AGAGCGAGCCGGGGAGAGCGAGACGAGUGCGAAGGGGAGGACCGGUGCGAGGCAGGCGCCCGCGAGGCUCCGCUCGCCCACCGCCCAGCCCUUCCUCUCUCGCCUCCCGCUUCUCUCUCUGCCCGAACCUUUCCCCGAAAACCGCCUAUUUAGCCAAAGGGAGGAGGUAAGGGGAACCCUCUCCCUUCCCCUUCCAAAAAACCAAAACUUUUUCCAGUCCGGAGAAAGUGUGGGGGCGAGUGGCGGCGCGGCUGGCCAUGGAGCUCCUGUGCUGCGAGGUGGACCCGGUCCGCAGGGCCGUGCGGGACCGCAACCUGCUCUACGACGACCGCGUCCUGCAGAACCUGCUCACCAUCGAGGAGCGCUACCUGCCGCAGUGCUCCUACUUCAAGUGCGUGCAGAAGGACAUCCAGCCCUACAUGCGCAGGAUGGUGGCCACCUGGAUGCUGGAGGUCUGUGAGGAACAGAAGUGUGAAGAGGAGGUCUUCCCUUUGGCCAUGAAUUACCUGGACCGUUUCUUGGCUGGGGUCCCAACUCCCAAGUCCCACCUUCAGCUCCUGGGUGCUGUCUGCAUGUUCUUGGCCUCCAAGCUGAAAGAGACCAUCCCGCUGACCGCUGAGAAGUUGUGCAUUUACACCGACAACUCCAUCAAGCCUCAGGAGCUGCUGGAGUGGGAACUGGUGGUAUUGGGAAAGUUGAAGUGGAACCUGGCAGCUGUCACUCCUCAUGACUUCAUCGAGCACAUCCUUCGCAAGCUGCCCCCGCAGAGGGAGAAGUUGUCUUUGAUCCGCAAACAUGCGCAGACCUUCAUUGCUCUGUGUGCCACCGACUUUAAGUUCGCCAUGUACCCGCCAUCAAUGAUAGCAACUGGAAGCGUGGGCGCGGCCAUCUGCGGGCUCCAGCAUGAUGAGGAAGUGAGCUCACUCACCUGCGAUGCCCUGACCGAGCUGCUGGCCAAGAUCACCAACACCGAUGUGGAUUGCCUCAAAGCCUGCCAGGAGCAGAUCGAGGCGGUGCUGCUCAACAGCCUGCAACAGUACCGUCAGGACCAGCGCGAUGGGUCCAAGUCGGAGGAUGAACUGGACCAAGCCAGCAGCACCCCUACAGAUGUGCGGGAUAUUGACCUGUGAGGACACCGGUCGGGCCCAGCAAGAGAGGCGCGUUUGUCAUCUGUCCUCUCCUUCUCUCUGGUUAUGUUUUGUUCUUUGUGUUUUAGGGUGAAGCUUAAAAAAGAAAAAAAAAUCUGCCCCCACCUAGAUCAUAUUUAAUGAUCUUUAGAAGUGAGAGAAAAAGAUCCUAUAAAAACGGAAUAAUUAAAAGCAUUUGGUGCCUAUUGGAAGUGCAACAUAAGGGAAUCCCUUGUAUAUGCGAACAGUUAUUGUUGGAUUAUGUAAAAGUAAUAGUAAAAUGCUUACAGGAAAACCUGCAGAGUAGCUAGAGAAUAUGUAUGCCUGCAAUAUGGGAACAAAUUAGAGGAGACUUUUUUUUCAUGUUAUGAACUAGCACAUACACCCCUUUUAGUAUGAUUUCAAGGAACUGUAUAUGUCAUCCUUGGCAUGAUUAGAUUGCAAAGCAAUGAACUCAAGAAGGAAUUAGAAAUAAGGAGGGACACAAUGGGGAAGGUGUACCAAACAAUCUCUCGACAUGAUUGAACCAUUUUGGAUGGAGAAGCCCUUUGCUCCCAACCACCUGCUACUAAGGCAGGAGCAUUGUUGGAUCUCUACCUUAUGGACUUCCACUGUCUACAGUAGCUGCUACCUGAAAAGGAUGUUUUAUUUUGCCAGUCGGACACAGGUGAUUGGCUCCUAGGUUUCACAUUCUGUGACAUCCUGCUUCUUCUUCCAAAUGUGGUUCAUUGCAAACACCACCAUGUUGUUAUCUAAUGGGGGGAGACUUAGCUAGGGGCCAUAACCAAAACUCGCAUGAGAUGGAGGCAGAUGGGACCUGGGAUGGAAUCUUUUCUCUUACUUUUUUAAAGAGGGUAAUGUGACCUUGGCAUCCCUUAUUAGGAAAAACUAAUUUUUGGUGCUGAUUGGCAUGUCUGGUCCACAGUUUAGCAUUGUUAUAAACCAUUCCAUUCGAAAAGCACUUUGAAAAAUUGUUCCCGAGGGAUAGAUGGGAUGGUUUAUGCAAAUCAUGCUGAAUACUCCUCCCCUCUUCUCUUUUGCCCCUUUCCUUCCUGCCCCGGACUGCGUUACUCUUCAUUUCUGGUGUCCGGCAUUCCCUGGUACACAGUUCUGGUGUCCCUACCAGGACUCAAGUGACACCCCUUCCACUGGGACUCUCAUCACAACAUUCCUCAGAAAAGCCUAAAAACAAAGAGCUGUUAGUAUUUUGAUGUCACAGAAGGAUCUUAAUUCCCAUCUAUAUACUUCUCCUUGGACAUGGGAAGAAAAGUUAUUGCUGGUGCGAGGACAGCUGAACAGCAGGUGUGGCAUUUUGUUCCCUUUUUCGUCUUUUGUUAAUUUUAUUGCAACGUUGUAUUCAGCGUACUUGAAUUUUUUUCCCUCUCCAUUUCUUAGAGGCGUUCAGUUAGCAAACAGGUCCGAGCAACAAGUUUUUUUUUUUUUUUGCACAAUCGUAAUUGACAGGUGAUGAAGCUAUUUGUUAAAAUGUUCAACUUUUUUUUAAGUAAAAAAGAAAAAUCAGAACAGGGCUACUUUGAAGAAUUAUUUUAUACACAAAUUCUGCCUUGUUUCAUAGUAUGAGGGUUGAAGAUGGAGAAAAAUCUAAGGGUCUCUUAUUUUUCAUUUUAUUUUGUUCAGUUUUUUAUUAUUAUUAUUUUUUUUUUGCGCUGCUAAGAAGCUAAGAUCAUUCAUCCUUAUUCACAUUAACAGUACCUAGCUGUAAUGUUUCACAGAGUGUGCUGCUAUUUUAUAAACAUUUUUAUAAUAUAUUAUUUUACUGCUUAAAUUCCAAGUCCUGAAGUAGAUGGUUGAGAUACGAGUUCUUUGUACUGGAAAAGCCCUUCCAUAGUUUAUUUUCUUCUGGUAGCAUAUUCAUGGUUGGUUUCUUGUUUUUUCUUUUUGGUUUUUUUUUUUUUUUCCUCUGAUCACAUUCUUCAAAGACAGAGUAUUCUUUACCUCAGGUUUACUGGACAAAAUCAAUAACUACAAAAGGCAAUGAUUCACAGUUUUGUUUUCAUAAUACCUCACAUCAUUUUCUGCUUGGGAGCCCAUUUGGGUGAGGACUAGAGAAGGCAGGUGGGCACCUCUCAGGUGCAAGGUAGGGUGGAUUUGUCCCCAGGGUCUCAGACCCAGAGACCUUCUCAGUCAUGAAGGCCACCAGGCUUCCAUUUUGACUCCGGUAUCCUCAUCAUGAUGGAAAAAAUACAUUGAACCCAGAGAUCCUCCCUCCCCCACAAGGUAGACAUUGAACACAAACAUUUGUGCAGAGGUCUAGGAAGUCAUAAUUUGCACUUAGGUACCAGGUAUCGGGAAACAGACUAAAAAGAAUUCCAGCAGAUUGUUUGGAGAUCCUCAUCUUCCAGCUGUCUCAAAAGCAGGGCUUUCAUCUGCUUAGGGCCCUUUCAUCUGGAAAGUUUCCCCUGUAUCUUUCCCCUUCCCUGGUAUGGACACCCCCAGUUUAGGAUCAUCUCCCAAGUUUUCCUAGGUCUGAAUCUGGGGGUGAGGAGUCUGCAGCAUGCAGUGCCAGUGGUGCCUCCUCCUCCCCGCUUUGUCUCAGGCUGCGGCAGGCAAGCACUCUGCAACACGAGGUCAUCUGCUAAGCAGUACUAAACAGUUUUCAGGUUUUAAAUCACGUUGAAUUGGCAUGAUAAGGAAAAUAGGUCAGAUGAGUAUGGGAUGGUAGUCGAAGGAAGGUGAAGAGGCUGCUUCUCUAAAGAGGUGAAAUUCCUGGUGUCAGUCUCUCAUGAAGUAUGUGUAGUUCAGGACUUUGUGAGUUCGCAUGACCCUAAGGUUCUAGGGAAUUUCUGGUGGGGCAGUAGGUGGUGAAUUCUGAAGUUUUGGAGAGGAAAGUUGAGCAGCCAGUAAGUUAUCCAGUGUUUUAUCAAGAGCCCACUUUGCACAGCACCCUCUUGGCCCCAAGGAGCCCCACAGAAUGGGAGGGCAUGAUCCCUAGAGUUCUGGUAGUCUUGGAGCCUAAAGAGAACACGAGGUGCAAAUUCAUUUAACAGUGACCACACCUUGAGAUUAAACAGCAGCAGCAAAUGAAAGAACCUGAGAACCGAGGGGAGGAACAGGCCUACCACUCUACCUACAGUGUGCAACCCCACACUUUACCUGUAACCCUCUUUCCCAUUCUGGGGGCCUUGCGUGAUGGUAGCUGUGGGGCUGGGUAUGGGGAGGUGCUGGGGUUUCUGGCUUUUCUGUCUGCUCCCUGCUUACACGAAAGAAGGAAUCCUGGGUUUGUUAAGGUGACUGAUGUGCUCUCCUUGGAUCUUGGUCUCCUUGGUAGGAGUUUCUGUCCCAGAGGGAUUCUCUUCUCCCUGUGUAUUUGAACUUGCUUUUUUAUGUUUUUUCUCUUUCUCACUUCCCACUAAAGGGGUUCCAAAAUCUAUUCUGAUCUUUUUUUUUUUUACCUUGUUAUCUAUCUCUUUACUUUCUCAUCUUUGUUUUUUCUCCAUCAGUGGGGGCUACUUUGUUCCCCCAGCCUGCCAAAUUUUGAUCCUUCCCCUGUUUUGGCUAAAUCCUAGGGGGAGGAAAUCCUAGUAUGCCAAAAAUAUAUGCUAAGCAUAAUUAAAUUCCAUGCGGGUUCCUAGCAGCCAUGAAGCCUGCAGGAGGAAGCCAGGGGGCAGUUCCUGCCGCAGCGCAUCUCACGUGUGCUCAGAGGCGAGCUCCAUAGAGAAGGGGCUGCUCUCACAGGAGGCUUUAUUUGGAAGUGCUUCAGGACCCCACUGAAGAGCACACCGUGUCUCACAGCCACGUUACGUGUUCCAUACUGGAGGCUCUGUUCUGCCCCUUAUCAGCCAGGUCAGGGGCACACAUGGCCUCCAGCAGGGGCUAUAAUGGCAAGGCCAGAGGGGAACACCCUGACUGCAUCACACUGCAUCCCUCUGCUAGCAGAUGGGCGACUCCUCAGAGGGAGUUGUAGCUUUUCUGCGCUGUAGCACCAUUAGGGCCUCUCCAGACUCUGUGUGCCCUGGGAGCUCUAGGACAGACAGGUUAAGAAGAUGAGGCGGGAUCAGAUGACUUUCUCAAAGAGGGCAGGGGAAUUUUCUCUCCAUGCGCCACAGGGGACAGGGCUGGGUGAAGAAAUAGACUUGCACCUUAUGUCAUGUAAAUAUUGAUUUUCUAGUUCCAAAAGAUAAUAUUGGCAGUGUGGGAAUUGGAGGUAGGAAUGGGGAGGAAGUCUGAGCAAGCCAGUUGGCUUCUAAGCCAAAAGGAUUCCUCUUUGUUUAUCUUUGAGACAGUCCAACCUUGAGAAUAGCUUUAAAAGGGAAAUUAGUGCUGAGACAGUAAAGUCCCCUUAAGCCACAACUCCUCUGUAGCUAUAGAAUGAGUGCAAGCUUACAUUGGUGUGGACUCAGCGCAGUUUUCAAGAGCUGCUCAUGUAUGUCGUCCGUACAAAAUAGGGCAGGAAGAUUCAAGAGGAUGCUUUUUCCUCAUACCACAUGGCUUCUAAUGAUUCUGGAUUCUGAACAACCCACAGUAGUCAUUUCAGCUAGAACUAUUCUACAUUUGUGUAUCUCUGCUUUUAUACUUGGCUGGGCUAUCAGAUCCUUUUCUUGGCUCAGGUUCAAAAGCCAUCAGCAAAUGUACACACACACUCUGUAUGCAGCCUUCAUUCCUUUGCCUGCAGCCUACUUUGGGGAAAAAAAAAAGUGCCUUACUGACUGUAGCCAUUUACAGUAUCCAAUGUAUUUUGACAGGUGCCUGUCUUGGGAAAAAUUUUCUAUUUUAUUUUUAAUUGGUUUUAGUUUUUAACUGCUGGUCAACUCUUACAUCCCCACCGGGCCAUUGGAUUUUUUCCAUUAUGUUUGUUACCCUUGUACCAUGUACCUCAGAUCUCUCUCUCUCUCUUUCUCUUUCUCAGUUAUAGUUUCUUGUCUUGGCAUUUUUUUAUUCUUUUAUUUUAUUUUUUUGCUUUAAAAUGAGUGUGAUGCCAUAUCAAGUCAAUGUUAUUCUCUCACAAUGUACUCUAUAAGAGGUGUGGGUGUUUAUUUGGUCGGGAUGCUAGAAAGUGCUAAAGCAGCAUGAUCAGUGUAAACGAAAAGGCUUUUAGGAAGUAUGGAAAAAAAUGUUGUAUUGAUUAUGAUGGCGACAUGAUAUAGGUAUUAUCUGUUCAGUGUUAAGUGAUUUUAAAAAAUAAUAACCAGUUCUUCUGACUAGUUUAAAGAUGGAUUUGAAAAUGGUUUUGGAUGCAAUUAGUUUAUGUUAUUUCGACAAUAAACUCACCUUGACCUAAA